Molecule: messenger RNA, 1022 nt
Organism: Melopsittacus undulatus (budgerigar)
Lineage: Eukaryota; Metazoa; Chordata; Aves; Psittaciformes; Psittaculidae
Gene: HEMK2
Product: N-6 adenine-specific DNA methyltransferase 1
Exons: 6
Coding region: 10-708 (232 amino acids)
Biological process (GO): methylation
Cellular component (GO): eRF1 methyltransferase complex
Molecular function (GO): nucleic acid binding; protein methyltransferase activity; S-adenosylmethionine-dependent methyltransferase activity
Source: RefSeq, a predicted model, not a curated record
UAGGACGGGAUGGCGGCGUCAGCGCUGCCGACACCGCGGUAUGAUCACGUGGGGCCGCAUGGGCCCUUCCGUGAUGUGUAUGAGCCGGCCGAGGACACCUUCUUGCUGCUGGACGCACUGGAGCAGGACGCGGCCCUCCUGAGGCAGGCCCGAGUUGAGAUCUGCCUUGAAAUAGGAUCUGGAUCUGGUGUGGUUUCGACAUUUGUUGCUUCCAUUAUUGGAUCCAGUGCACUGUAUAUAUGCACAGAUAUCAACCCAAUGGCAGCCUACUGUACACUGGAGACAGCUCUGCUUAACAACGUUCACCUUCAGCCUGUCAUUACUGACUUGGUCAAAGGACUGUCUCCAAGAUUAAAUGGGAAGGUUGAUCUACUGCUAUUUAAUCCACCAUAUGUGGUGACACCUUCUGAAGAGGUGGAAAGCCACGGAAUAGAGGCAUCCUGGGCUGGUGGCAAGAAGGGCAGAGAAGUAAUGGACAGAGUUUUUCCAUUAGUACCAGACCUACUUUCACCAGAAGGAUUAUUCUACUUGGUCACAAUUAAAGAAAAUAAUCCAGAUGAAAUCCUGGAAACAAUGACGAAACAUGGCUUAGAAGGCACACGAGUACUUUCCAGACAAGCAGGACCAGAGAUGCUUACUAUCCUCAGAUUUAGGAAGUCAUUGAUAACUGCUCUUCAUCUUCCAGACACUAGACAUGCAGAAAGCUGAACACAAGAGAACUGAAGUUUCCCAAUCAAAUUUGAAGCCAAGGUUUUCCAUCCUCUUAAAGAAUAUCUUCACUUCCUGAUUACUGCAGUGAAACUGAUCAAGAUUCUGUAUUUAUUUUUAUUCUGGAUGUCAACCAGCUAUUGUUGGCUAUAAAGAGAUGUUGUAGUCUUCUAGCUAUCCACAUGACAGUUGAGGGGCAACUGUGAAAUACCCUGCCUUGUUGUAUUUGCACUUAAACAUUGAAGACUUUUUUCCCUUAUAAAUAGGUAUAUGUAUAUUUUCUCAUUGUAGCUUAUUAAAAUAAUUUAUUUGAU